AUGGAUGGCAAUAUCUGGAGAUAUUCCCCGGACUCAGACCAGGUGUACCGCAGCUGCGAGAUGAACGAGCUUGGCAGCGGGAUCCUGCUGAGUCGGGAUCUACCAGUACCGCUGUUGUAUGCGGACAAUAUUAGGUUCAGAAGCUACUGUUAUGAGAACCACCCAGUGUACAUGGCGUGCAAUUUUGUCGCAUUUCCUGCGCAUUACCUCCCGGUGAUCACGAAGGACUGGGACCCGCAGAAGUUGAAUAAGGACCGGCUUGGUGGGUCGUUUUCCUCCGGGAUCUACGCCGUUCUGAUGUCCUUCAGUGCGAAUUUUGUGAUAACGUUGUGUCUUACCGUGCUGACGUUUAUCAUUACGAGGGAUAGACCUCACGUAUAUGCCUCACGGUCGCUCAAACUGGGCUCUCUGCUCGCGAGCAUCAACCUGACAAUUGCACUGGGGAGAUUGCUGCAGUUAUUGAGCGAUCAGCAUAACAAGCAUGGCGCCGCCGUGUCCAAGGCCAUCAUCAAGUUCUUCUCUCAAGACGCCACCUUCACCACGCUAGAUUUCCUCACAACUUUGACAUUGCAACUCUGUCAGGUAUUCAUCAUUAUGAGAACGUUUGAGAGGAAUCAGGAGAAGAAGCUGAUCCUAUUCUGCGGCGUGUUCCUCAGUUUUGCGACAAAUAUACUGUGGGUUAUCCCGCAGUACAGGACUGUUGCAGGACACUCAAUCACUUGGGAUACACUACCCCCAUUCAUCUAUCUGUUUCGGAUAGCGUUGGCAGCGUCGUAUGCCGUAUUGGUGCUCUCGUACAUUAUCCAGAAGAGAAGACUAUGGUGCAAGACUCUACAGAUGGCCUUUCUCACAUUGUUGACUGUCCUGGCGGUGCUGCUUCUUCCAGGGUUCUUUAUUGCAGAUGUUGCGAAUGUGUGGAUAGCAGAAUUGGGUGAACUGUUCACGACCACCUGUUACGUCGGCUCAACGUUCCUGGUGUGGGAAUGGCUUGAGCGGCUCAACGCCAUAGAGAGAACUGUUCAGGCACAAUCAAUCCUUGGGAGACCCAUCUAUGAGGACGAGCAGCGAGAUUACAUGUUUGCCCAAUACGCUUUGAAAAUCCAGGAUGCGAUUCAGCGAGACGAAGUGGUGUCAAGUGAUGACGACGAGAACUCUCAUCCGCAUUCGAGCUCUCAUGGUGACAUAGAAUUACACGACAUGCUAAGUAGCACUUCCAGAGAAACUAGAUCCUCUAUGGAUAGGAUAAGUGUGAACCAAAUCAACUUCAACGCCAAACAGAGCCAUAAAAACAUCAUGGUGCAGAAGCUCACCAACGCGUUCGAUAGAUUUACCUAUUUCACAGAUCAAGUUGUCUUGAAGAAGCUUGGUACAAGGUCACUGAGCAGCAACUCGAAUACGGAACAAUCGGAGAAUAAACGUGCGAAAAUGGUGAGCAGGAGAAUUGGACUUGAUAAUCCAGACAAGACAUUUGUGUACAAUACAAAAGACGUUGUAUUUGCAUCUGACGAGGAACUCCCAGAGGACAACGAGGUACUCAAGGAAGUGGGAUCACAGGGAACUCACAGGGAUCAUGAAUUAGAAGACGGGUCAGACCUAUCAAUGGUUUAA
Messenger RNA from Huiozyma naganishii CBS 8797, 1608 nucleotides. It is a transcript of the gene RIM21, whose product is annotated as Rim21p. The record is from RefSeq and is a predicted model, not a curated record. NCBI's taxonomy places the organism in Eukaryota, Fungi, Ascomycota, Saccharomycetes, Saccharomycetales, Saccharomycetaceae. Bases 1 to 1608 code for a protein of 535 amino acids. The transcript has a single exon. Gene Ontology annotation, cellular component: plasma membrane. Gene Ontology annotation, biological process: cellular response to pH.